This is a messenger RNA of Asparagus officinalis (garden asparagus), 1555 nucleotides long. RefSeq names its product ATPase GET3-like. The transcript has 11 exons. Gene Ontology annotation, molecular function: ATP hydrolysis activity; ATP binding. The coding region runs from base 166 to 1161 and encodes 331 amino acids. Gene Ontology annotation, cellular component: GET complex. Gene Ontology annotation, biological process: post-translational protein targeting to endoplasmic reticulum membrane. The record is from RefSeq and is a predicted model, not a curated record. NCBI's taxonomy places the organism in Eukaryota, Viridiplantae, Streptophyta, Magnoliopsida, Asparagales, Asparagaceae.
UCUACUCCCCUUCUCGCCCGCCGCCUCUCCCUUUCCCUCGCCGCCUCUUGCAGCCUCUCCGACGCCCCUCUCCGCCGUCUGUCCUUCUCCGAUCGUCGCCGUGGCCGCAUCCUCCAAGUCAGAUGCAUUGCUACCCCGGCAGAAGCGACAGCAGGAUUUGACGAGAUGGCUGCUGGUGUUCAGAGAAAAUAUUACAUGCUUGGUGGAAAAGGAGGUGUAGGAAAAACAAGUUGUGCGGCUUCUCUUGCUGUUAAGUUUGCAAAUCAUGGCCAUCCUACCAUUGUGGUUUCAACUGAUCCUGCUCACUCUCUAAGUGAUUCUUUUGCACAAGACUUGAGUGGAGGAAAUUUGGUGCCUGUUGAUGGAUUGGAUUCUCCACUAUAUGCACUUGAGAUAAAUCCUGAGAAGGCCAGAGACGAAUUCCGCAGUGCAAGUCAAAAAAAUGGAGGUACUGGAGUUAAAGAUUUUAUGGACAGUAUGGGUCUUGGAAUGCUUGCUGACCAGCUAGGAGAACUCAAACUAGGAGAGUUACUGGACUCACCUCCCCCAGGGCUGGAUGAAGCAAUUGCAAUCUCAAAGGUUAUGCAAUUUGUUGAAUCACAAGAAUAUAAUAUUUUUAGUCGUAUAGUAUUCGAUACUGCUCCUACAGGCCAUACUCUUAGGCUUUUGUCCUUGCCUGACUUUUUGGAUGCAUCCAUUGGCAAAAUCUUGAAGUUAAGGCAGAAAAUAGCUUCAGCAACAUCAGCUAUUAAAUCUGUCUUUGGGAAAGAAGAAUCUCAGGCGGAUGCUUCUGGCAAGCUAGAGCAACUAAGAGAGAGGAUGGUCAAAGUGCGAGAGCUGUUCCGCGACACAGAGUCGACUGAAUUCAUUAUUGUAACAAUCCCUACGGUCAUGGCUGUUAGUGAAUCAUCGAGACUGUGUGGUUCCUUGAAGAAAGAAAGUGUACCUGUCAGAAGGCUUAUUGUCAAUCAGGUUCUACCGCCAUCUGCAUCAGACUGCAAGUUUUGCUCUAUGAAAAGGAAGGACCAAAUGCGUGCCCUUCAGAUGAUCCAAAGCGACCCUGAACUCAUGAAUUUGAAUUCAAUCCAAGCACCAUUAGUUGAUGUUGAGAUUAGGGGUGUACCUGCUCUGAGAUUUAUGGGUGAGAUGGUCUGGAAGUGAAGUGACACUCAGGUGAAAGAGUCAUCUUGGUUUUAGAGUUUUGCAGAAGAUAGGCGAUUGCUCUGCCAUUACUGGCAGAUACCAUCACCGUUAUUCAAGUCCUCAGUAUGGAUUCCUUGCUGCUACGACAAUAUGAGCAAAAUUUUAAAGGUCUCCCAGCUUUAAAAGAUGUGGCAAAUGUUCAUUACAUCAGAAUCAGAUCUUUCUGUACCCAAUAGGGUGUUCAGAAUUUUUUUUUCCUUUUGUGAAACUUGUUUAUACCGUAUUAUAGGACUACAUUCUGUUUUUAAAAUUUUGUCAUGUAGUCAGACCAUUGUGACUCCUAUAUCAUCUCAUAGUUUUCUUGUGCUUGUGUUAUAUUGAUGGAUUUGUUCUUGAAGAUAAAGCGAUGUAA